CUUCCCUAAAAAUUAGUCCACUACCGCCAGGCGCCAGCAGAGGGCAGAUCGCAGACGACAGAGGAUAGCGACCAACAGGCAGCAAGCUUUCCUUCCCCGAAUCAGUCCCAUUUCUGGUUUCCUUCUCGUCAAAACCGGUAGCCAGAGCCCAGACAGAUCAGAGAAGAGGCAAGAGCAAAACCUUUGUGAGUUCUUUCCCAAUUCCUUCUUGGCUUCUCAUUAUUUACAUGUAACUAAUGCAGUAAAUUUUUAGCUUAGCCCAUGACUAAAGCUUUCGAUAAUAAAAAGUGGAUAAACUUGCUUAUAUUCUGUUAAGAAUUAGUGAAAUCAUCUCUUUGUUAGGUUUCUAAUUGUGACCACUGACCAAGUUUGGUUGAAAAAUCUUUUGUUAAUUAUUGAAUUUUCAUAGUCUAUAAUCUAUAUUCUCAGUUGAAUGGCAGUGGUUUUGGUCUGCUUUUACAAAUCGAAUUUGGACUAUUUUACAAAAUUUCACUAUCUGGUAUUAAGAUGGGCGAAAAAUUGGUAAUCUUUCAUUUGUGUCAUCUAAUAAUUAUGUUGAUUCUAAUACUUCAAGCAUUUAUUUGUUUUUGACUCGUUUUGAGUAUUCAAAUUGACAUAGAUGGCCAACCUACCAGCUAUAGAUGUAGCAGCUUUGUCUAAUUUUUUAGUGUUUGAUUUUUCUAAUACACUGCUCUCUAACUCUUGGGGAUUUUUUUGUUGAAUUGUUGAUUUUUAAUCAAUUGUAAUUGAAAAUUAAAUUGGGGUAUUUUGCAAAUUAUGGAACGAUUUUUCAAUCGAAACGAAAGUCGAUACCUAGUUCUCCUAGUCCCGCCGCUAUUUCUAGCUGAGCACUUGAGUUGUUAAAAAACACAAAGAAGUCUCGGGCUCAAUUCAAUGUGAAUAAUCUUAUUUCUGAUACAGGAAAACGCCCCCUAUCAAGUCAUAUGAUCCUAAUAUCAUAGAUGAUGUUAGGAUGAGAUAUUUGGAAAAAAGUCCUUGUCAGCCACAUGGACAUGAUUUUCCAAGAAGACGGAUAAGAAAUGAUAAUAGGUGUUUUUGAAAAAAAUGGUUUUCUGAAUUUUAUUGGUUGGAGUACAGUAUAGAAAAUGAUGCAGCUUAUUGUUUGCAUUGCUACUUGUUCAAACCUAAUAAAUGGGAUCAAGGGGGUGGACAUAUAUUCACUAAGACCGGCUUUAGGGAUUGGAAGCACAAAAAUACAUUGAAAGAUCAUGUCGGGCUCGUUGAUAGUGUUCAUAAUCAAGCUUUUGUAAAGUGUACCAAUUUGAUGAAUCAAAAGCAAAGUAUCUCCUAUGUUAUUUCUAGCCAAAGUAGUAGUCAACAAAAAAAUUAUAGGACAAAGUUGACUGCGGUGCUAAAUUGUACUAGACUCCUCUUGAUGCAAGAAUUGUCAUCUCGUGGUCAUGAUGAAUCGAAAGAGUCUCUUAAUAAAGAAAAUCUAAUUGAGCUACUAAAUUGGUAUGUAGCUCGUCGUAAGAAAAUUAAUGAAGUACUAUUUAGUAAUGCUCCUAGAAAUGACCAAAUGACUUCACCAAGCAUCCAUAAGGAUUUGGUUCAUUGUUGUGCUGUAGAGACGACAAGGUCUAUGAUCAAUGAGAUGGGUGAUUCUUUGUUUUCAAUUUUGGUUAAUGAGUCUCGUGAUAAUUCUAUAAAAGAACAAAUGACAGUUGUUUUGAGAUUUGUUGACAAAAGUGGGCAUGUGAAGGAGCGUUUGUUGGGCAUUUUCCACAUCGCUGAUACUUGUGCCCAAUCACUCAAGGAUGCCAUUGACGCAAUGUUUCCUACACAUGGGUUGAGCAUAUUUGGCCUGAGAGGUCAAGGUUACGAUGAAGUAAGCAAUAUGUCAGGUUAUCAUUCUGAAAUUCUGGAGAGGCUUAAUAUUGAGGAACUUUCUGGUCGAACUGGUCAAUUUUAAGAAAUGAGUUUGACACACCCAGGUGAUACUAUAUGGGGCUCACAUCUAAAGACAAUGACUCGCUUUAUUAGUAUGUUUAAUGCAAUCAUAGAUGUUCUUUAGAACAAAAAUCAAUGGUCGUAAGACAGGUGGACACUAUGCAAGAUUUUCAAUUUGUGUUUAGUCUCCAUUUUAUGUUUGAAAUUCUUACAAUUACAGACGACCUUUCACAAGCUUUACAAAAAAAAAAAGAAUCAGGAUAUUCAGAAUGCUAUGAUGUUAUUGAAGUUGUAUAAGUACGCAUUGCAGAACACGAGAGACAAUAGUUGGGAUACUUUGUUGAGUAAGGUAAUUGAGUUUUUGUUGAUAAACAUAUUUUAGUACCCAAUAUGGAUGAUAUUGUAGUAUUGAAAGGUCGACCUAGGCAUGUAACUCAACAGGUGACUUAUUAUCAUCACUUUUAUGUUGAUUUGUAUAGUUAUGCGAUAGAUUUAAUCUUGCAAAAGUUGAAUGAUCGUUUUUUAGAAACAACUACUAAGAUUUUUACUUGCAUUUCGUGUUUAAGUCCAAGAUAUUUAUUUGCAGCUUUUGAUGUAUGUAAAUUGGUACGUCUUGCUCAGUUAUAUCCUUUGGAUUUCAAUAAUGAAGAGCUUUUAUUACUUAAACCUCAACUUGACAAGU
Molecule: messenger RNA, 2593 nt
Organism: Olea europaea var. sylvestris
Lineage: Eukaryota; Viridiplantae; Streptophyta; Magnoliopsida; Lamiales; Oleaceae
Product: zinc finger MYM-type protein 1-like
Exons: 2
Coding region: 1286-1933 (215 amino acids)
Source: RefSeq, a predicted model, not a curated record